AUGUCUUCUUCGUUUGUACGUUUAUCACUUCUUGGCUUAGCUCUCGUGAACUCGGUCAUAUCAGACGACGAAUGCCAGCCAUCGACCUGGAAAGCUAGCGCCAUGGCUCCCGGUGGAAUCAACUGUCGACUAAGCACUCUCACUGGGCCUCAUGUCGAUUCUAGCGCCUGCGACUCCAUCAUCAAGAAGUAUCACAUCACUCUAGACACAUUCUAUGAGCUGAAUCCUAGACUGAAUGAUGAUUGCAAUACUAUUCAACCCAAUAUCAGAUAUUGCGUGGAAGGAUUUCCCGAACCACUUCGUGCCUACAAUGGUCUUUGUGGCCCUGAUCACGGCAAUGCGACAUGUGUAGGAACAGAUAGGCAGUGCUGUAACAAGAAAACAUGGACAUGUGGUGAUACAGCCGAUGAUUGUACUAUCAAUUGUUACGAGGGGAACUGCUACUAG
Fusarium redolens is the source of this 447-nucleotide messenger RNA. RefSeq lists its product as uncharacterized. NCBI's taxonomy places the organism in Eukaryota, Fungi, Ascomycota, Sordariomycetes, Hypocreales, Nectriaceae. Bases 1 to 447 code for a protein of 148 amino acids. The transcript is spliced from 3 exons. The record is from RefSeq and is a predicted model, not a curated record.